Molecule: messenger RNA, 3447 nt
Organism: Hyla sarda
Lineage: Eukaryota; Metazoa; Chordata; Amphibia; Anura; Hylidae
Product: L-threonyl-[L-threonyl-carrier protein] 4-chlorinase-like
Exons: 8
Coding region: 1995-2786 (263 amino acids)
Source: RefSeq, a predicted model, not a curated record
CCUGAGGCUAUAAGGAAAAGAUACAAGUUUUUCCAGUCGCAGCAAUUUGCUUGUGCACAGUCGUGAGCAAUAAGGGAUAUACUGCUAUUACAAUAGCGACAAUUACAAUAUGCGACAAUUAGGAAUAUCCAGCUGCUCACUCUUUCCUGGAAAUGACUAGUUCAGUCUUUGCAACAAUAAUAAUAUUUAAGAAGUGGUCGUCAUAAUUCUGUGACAAUUCUCUUGCAUAACGGGUUAAAAUAUCACCAUUCUAAAAAUAGAUGCUAUCAUGUUCUGUAGUUAAAUAUUAUCCAUUGUUUUCUUUUAGCAGAUAUUUAAUGCUGGAAAGAUACUGAAUAUUGCGUUCUAGUGACCUCAGCACUCAUAAUCAUCUUCUGAAUACAAUGGGGGUAAAUAAAAAUGAAAACAUGAAAACUGUUCCAAAAAAAACUCAAAACUAUAUGUGACUUAGCAUUCAGAUGAAUAAAUGAAAUGUUUUCACCAAAAUAUGAACAAGUUUCUAAUGGACCCAAACUAAAAGGGCUUCAGGCAUGAAAACAAAUAUGAGGCGUAAACAAACACAUUUCGCAAUUUUUUGGUGCAAAUAUUUAAAGUUUAGGGUUAAACUAAACUUAAUUUAAAAAUUUUUAAGGCCAAUUAUAUUAUUAACAACUUAUAAAGUAAUAAAGCGAAACCAUUUGCUAUACAUACUAACAGAUUCAAACUUCUUUAUUUAUUCCCCCCAAUAUGUGCAUAUGAAAGAUCAAAUCUUGUUUUGUUGUUGGACUGCCCCCCUCCCCUCUCGGUUUCCUGGUUACCCAUCAAUGCUUACUCAAUGCUUAGUGAAAUGAUCAGCUAUUGCAUGGGGUUUGUGGUAGAUUUUCCACAGCUGAGAUUCCACUUCUGAAAAUCUGCUGCAGACAGCCUGCGGAGAGCCUACUCCAUUUAAACUCGCAGCGGGAAACCUGAUGCGAGUUUGAAACAAAAAUCCAUUUGUGUGAAUCCACCCUGAGCCUGGCAUAGCCAUGCCAUAUGUUUCGGGAAGGGAAAUUUCGUUUUCUCUGUCCACAGAAAAAUUAACCUGUUCAUUCUUUCUGCGGACUCCGCAAGGAAUGCGUAGCCAUCUAUGAGAUGGAGCAUUCCUGUGCGGUCCUAAUAUGCCAGCGCCCGCAGUCUCCGGAAUGUCGGCAUGGAACAUAAUCUAAGGAACAGAGAUUCCAGAGCAGCAGAAUCCCUUUGAAUUCAAUGGGAUUCUGCUGCACUGUGCACAUGGCAGAAUUUACAUGUCCAAUGUUUUCGUAAAGGAAACUACAUUUACUGUGUCCGCACAAAGAAUGAACACGUUCACUUGGAAUGCAUAGCCAUCUAUGAGAUGGCACAUUCUUGUAUGGUCCUACAGCUGGCAUAUUAUGCCUGCGCUCCGCAGUGUCUGGAAGUGUCCGGACAUUUAGUUGUGUGAACAUAGCCUAAAGGUGCAGAACUGUGAACAUAGCCUAAAGGUACAGAACUUUUCUAUGACAAAGAAAUAAAAAAGAAAGACAUUGGGGUUGGUUUCUCAAAAACUGUGCAGAGGAAAAGAGGAACAGUUGCCCAUAGCAACCAAUUUUUAAAAAGUAAUUUAAAAAGAAAUGAUAAAUUUCCCUAUUGUCCUGUAAAAGACUAAUAAACAAAUUGAUCAAUAAUAAACAAAAACAAAACAAGCAAACAAAUAAAAAACUAAAACUUUUUUUGCAAAAUAAUUAUGUUUAAAUUGCAAGCCUACGGGAGCAGGUGUGAUGGCUGCCACGCUCCCUCCAAUAGACUUGCAUUGAGAGGGGUGGGUGUGACAUCACGAGGAUGUGGAGUUGUGAUGUCACAAUACUCAGGCCCCUGUAUCAUGAGUCAUCAGACAUGAAGCGAUCUUCACUCCGUGAGGCUGAUGACAAUAUUUCCUUCAGUUCCGUGGAAAUUCCCGCUUCACUUUCACCACACAAUACCCAGGUGAGCAUACAAGAAACCAUCCUAAUAACUACAUAAUGAAGACUGACACUGACAAGAUGAGAGACUUCUAUGAUGCCAAUGGCUUUAUCACAGCAAUUGAUGUAUUAAAUGAGAAGGAACUGGACCAAGCUCAGAAGGAGCAUGCAAAGCUGGAAGAGAAGUUUGGCAAAGAGUAUGCUCAGUACAAUCUACACAACGUGCACAUGCAGUAUGAAUGGGUGAUGAAUCUUGCUGCCCAUCCCAAUCUACUAAAAGCAAUCAAAGCUAUAUUGGGCCCCAAUGUCAUUCUUCUGGACUCAAGAUUUAUCUGUAAAUAUCCCUUCUCUGAGGUCCCACACAAAGAAAACACUGCCCCCUAUGUUGCCUGGCAUCAGGAUAUCAAAUACUGGGGAUUUGAGGGAGGUCCAGUGGCUUCGGUAUGGCUGGCAUUUGAUGAUGUUGAUUCAGAAAAUGGGGUCCUACAAGUCAUUCCAGGGAGUCAUAAACAAGGUAUUCUGGAGCACAGAAAUGCAGAGAUCCCAGGAAACAUGUUGACAGCAAACCAGGAGAUUCCAACACACCUGGUAAAUGUAGAAGAAUUGGUUGAGUGCCCACUCAAAGCUGGUCAAAUUUCUGUGCAUGAUGGUCUGACUGUUCAUGCAAGUGAACCCAACAUGUCUGACAGAAGAAGAUGUGGAUUUGUCAUCCGUUAUGUUCCUACAACAGCUUAUCCUGUAAAGGACCCAGAACGUCCUAGGACUUUUCCAGCAACUGUACUGGUGGCUGGAACAGACGCAUAUAAGCACUUUCAAGACAACGCUCCGUCUUACUUCACCAGGACUUUUUAAUUGCUUAAAAAAGUUUAAGUUUAGGUACUUUGGUGAGUAGCUAUGUCACACUUAGGGUGCAUUCACACCACGUUUUUGCAAUACAGUUCCCUUAUACGUUUUCAAUGUGAAAACCGUACGGAACCGCAUUGAAAACCGUAUGCAUUGACUCUCCAUUGAAAACCGUAUGCCAAAAGAUGCAUCAGGUUGUGUCCAUUUUGCAUCCUGUAUGGUUUUGUCAGUUUUUUUCCCGUACCCAAAACCAUAGUCUACUAUGGUUUUUGGUCCGGGUGAAAAACUGUAUUAAACCGUAUACGUUUUUUUCUAACAUGGGAGUCAAUGGGAACCGUAAAGAACCGAAUGUGUAUACGGUUCCAUACGGUUUUCACCAUUCAUUUUUUGACUUUGCACAGUUUUUUUUUUCAUGUAAUUUCAAUCAAACAAGUGAAACUUUAUUCAAAAUGGAGUGAAAAGUUAAAAACGCACACAUUUUUUUUCUUCUUAAAAAACGGAUGCAACCGGACAUCAUUUUUCAAACCGUAUAAGGUUUUUAACUGUAAAUUUGUACACACGUUUUGAUACAGUUUAGUCAGGUUUUGAGGAAUACGUUUUUCAUCAAAAACCUAAUACGGGAACUGUAUUGCAAAAACGUGGUGUGAAUGCACCCUUACACAGUCUUUUA